Messenger RNA from Drosophila takahashii, 2718 nucleotides. RefSeq names its product PP2C-like domain-containing protein CG9801. The record is from RefSeq and is a predicted model, not a curated record. Lineage: Eukaryota; Metazoa; Arthropoda; Insecta; Diptera; Drosophilidae.
AAUUGGAACAGGAACGUUCGGUCCGCGCGUGCACGAACCGUUUAUUCCGUUCGCUGUCAAGACUUUUCGUUUCGUAGUGGCUUUAAUUGGCAAGCAAUCAGACUGGAAGUGCAAUACACAAACCAACGAUUAAAGUUAAUAUCGAGGCCGAAUUCCAUUCAGAAGGGCAGAGUUCUGGGCGGUGGAACCACCCCCUUAAAAACUGUUAAAUAUUUAUACACACCACCUACGGAACGCACGCACUCACAUAUUUUCCAUUGCGAGUGGCGCCAACAUAUGUAAAGCAGCGAUAAGAAAACAACCGAGAAAAGGAAAGCAGGGAAAUUGCUGGUGGAGGCGUUUGGAGUGACUCAGCUCCCACAACAAUUGCCGCUGAUGAGGUGAACGAACUGGUCAGCUGCGCAGCAUCCAUCUCUGGCAAUUAAGACGACCCUAAUUGGAGGGAGGAAGGAGCAUCAUCUGGGCCCAAGAUGCCGUCGCUGCGCCAGAAGGUCACCACUUACUUCCGCCAGUUGAGCUUCAUCGCGGAGCCUCGCGAGGGUCGCCGGCGGGCCAGCGAGCACGAGGAUGAGGAUGGCAGCUUCAUUACCAAGUAUCUGGAGGGCCGCAUGCAGCGACAGUUUGUGGAGGGCCCGGAGAUCUACAAUGGCCAGAAUCCCACAGACAUGCCCGUGCUCAAGCUGAACGCCUACGAGGCUGGAACCUGCACCAUAACCGCCGCCUGCACUGGACCGGAUGAGGGUCUCACCGGCAUCAAGCGCUCCAAGCUGCACCUAAGCACCAGCUUUGCGGACGACAUAGACUUUAUAGACACGCAGCAGGAGAACGAUGAUUGCUAUGGGGUCAGGAAGAGCACUCCACCAGUGCAGUCGGCCACACAGAACUCCACGCGAUUGGCCAGCAAGUUUGGACGCCCGCCGGCGGGAUCCCGGAGGCAGAGCAGCACGGAGCAGCCCUCCGGAUCCGCUCCAGCUUCGGGGAUGCGUUCCCGCAAGAAUUCCAAGAGCAGCAUAGCCAAUCUGGCGGCGGCCACUACGGGUGGCGAAAAAGCCAGCAGCGAUCAGAACAACAAGAACCUGUUGAACGCAAAGACUGAGGCCUCCGUCGAUGGAGAUCGCGAGCGGCUGCUCCGCGAGGCGGUGAGCAACCAGGGGGGAUCUUCUCCAGCUGCUAUCAUCGCGGGCGUGGAGAACUGGCGCAUGGAGUGCGACUUCGCCUACGGCAUUUCAGUCUCCCUCUACGAAACGAACAUGCUGACCAAAGAGCCCAUGGGCAAUCCAAUCGCCGAUUGCUACGGGAUGGUGGUGCGCGGCGAUUCGGCGGCCAUGGCCAUGGCAGAUGGCGUCAACUGGGGCGAUGGAGCGCGUCUGGCCGCCCGCUCGGCUGUCCACGGUUGCCUGGACUAUCUGGAUCGAGCUGUGUUUGGUCAGGCAAUGGAAUGUAGGGCCACCACCACGCAGGAGGUCUUUGUGAGUCUGCUAAGGAGCCUUUGGGAGGGACACGGCUGCAUUUUGGAGGUGGGCGGAGCCCUGUCCACGCUGACCAUUGCCGUGGUGCUGCCGCUGGACGGAGCGCCGGGCAAGUAUGUCGUCUGCUCGUGCAACGUGGGCGAUUCGCUGGGCUAUGUGUACUCGAAGAAGCACGGAGUAAGGGAACUCACACAGGCCUCCCACGACAUCAGCUCCAUGCGGGACAUGCGCGACGCCCUGGGCGCCUUGGGACCGGCGGAUGGCAACAAGCCGGAGCUGAGCAACCUCACCUUCUCGAUGAGCUGCCUGGAGAGCGGCGACAUUGUGUUCCUCACCUCGGACGGGAUUAGCGAUAAUUUCGAUCCCGUGGUGGGCAAAUUUGCCGAGGCUUGGACGCCGGAUGUGAAACUGCAGGCGGCGGGGCAGGGAAAACUAGCUAGCUUGGCACCCAAGCGGCAGAACAAGAGUGCCUCCGCCAUCUAUGCCCGUCUGCAUCCUUCGACGCCGCCCACGCGACCUGCCCGUCAGCAGUCCAAGGCGAGCAGUCCGCCGAGCAAUGCGCCCAGUAGGCCGAAGUAUAUGCGUUCGCAGACGCUCAUUGAACCGCGCCAGGGAUUGGUAUCGCCUCCACCGCCUGCUAUAACCCUUCAGCGCAUUCCAAAGUCCAUCUCUGGACUACCGCUGGUCACUGGGCCCCAACGGCAUGCUCUCACCCUGUACCGCCUGGAGGAUCUGCUCAGCUACGGCAUAAACGGAACCUUCUCGCCCUGCGUUUCGGCCCGCCGACUGUGCCACUUGCUCAUCGAUUUCGUAAGGAUGAUCACGUCCGCCAGGCGAAAGACCCUGGAGCAGAGGGAACUCUUCUAUAAGCUGUCCACGGGUCCCGAUGGCGCCAAGCGGGAGGUGCAACUGAAUCGCAUGCAGCAUCGGGCGGCCAGGAAGCGCGUUGUGGACAGCAGUGCCUUUGUGGCACUGCCCGGAAAACUGGAUCAUGCCACUGUGAUGGCCUACACGGUGGGCGGGGGAGAGGAUCACCAUAAUGGAAACGAUGCCGGCGAUACCGGAGGAGGAGGAGCCCUUUCGCCCGUCCUGCAAUCCAAGGAGUUCAAGGAGACGAAUUUCUAAAGUUGCGGAAACGCCAGACUGCAGACUAAGCUUUUUAUACAUUUCUCUCACUCACAUAUUGGGUAGUUCUAUCUUAAAUGUACGAAACAGUUGUCUUCGGGGUCUGUAAUAAAUUUUCAGUUCA